UAGGUCCAGUGGCUGUCGCGGCCGCAUCUGAAAAAAGGUAGUGUGUGGGUGUCGAGUUAGCGGGGCGCAGCCGGGGGAAGGGCGCCGUGGUCGCCAUGGCUCGACACAGGAACGUCCGAGGCUACAACUACGAUGAAGAUUUUGAAGAUGAUGAUCUCUAUGGCCAGUCUGUAGAGGAUGAUUAUUGUAUUUCUCCAUCAACAGCUGCUCAGUUUAUUUACUCAAGACGUGAUAAACCACCGUCAUUUGUUGAGCCAGUAGAAGAAUAUGACUAUGAAGAUACAAAAGAAUCUGCAAACUCUGUUUCUAAUCACCAACUUAGUGGGAUUGAUCAAGCUCGUCUUUAUUCAUGCCUUGAUCACAUGAGAGAGGUACUUGGAAAUGAUGUCUCUGAUCAAAAACUGAUUGAAGCAGUGCUACAGAACAAAUUUGAUGUGCAGAAAGCCUUAGCAAUGGUGCUUGAUCAAGAUAAAAAGCAGGCCACAAGUGAGGAUGCUGUCUCCAUAGGAAAGGCAACAAAAGGAGUCUUAUUUUGUUCAUCUGAAGUACCGACUGAUAAUGUUCAAAGCUUUUUUCCUUCAUCAGUGAAUCACUCAGGGUGCAGUAGAACCCCUUUUGAGUUUUGUGACUCAGUACCUAAAGAUGGAUUAUCUUGUAAUUCUUCAGUUAUAUUGAGUCACCAUUUACUACAUAAAAAAAAGAAACUUGACAGGCCUCACAGUGAUAAGAAACUAGAAUCAUGUAAGUCAUCAAAAGAGCUGUCAUUAGCUAACCUAAUUAAUGAUAUGCCACAUGAUUCAUUUUACGAAUCUCAUAAUAGUCAGCCAGCAGUUAAAUUUUCAUCUAAAAGUGACCUUGAAAGUCUCAUUUCAGAUAGUGUAGAUGGUAAAUUAUUGGAGCCUGAUUCAUCUGAGUCUCUCUCCUUGGACGAUUCCAAGUACAAGGGAGGACCAGAUUUGAAACCAGUAAUGCAGACAAAAAGAUUUGACAAUUCUUUGUCUUUUGGAAGUAGUUUACAAAACAUUCCAAUACAGAACAACUUGGAAAGUAUUGGCAAUUCUUUUUACUUAACUAAUACAUUAGAAAACAUGACCCUUGAUAACAAUAGAAGUCACAUUCAGAAUAAAAAGGCAGAAUUAUUUGGAAGUGUCCUUUCAGCUCGACAGUGUUCCAAGAAACAUAAUUUAGAAAAGGACUGGGUACAUUUUUCCAAAUGUGAAAAUCCAUCUCUCACUGAACUUUUUCAGGAACAUAAAGAAAAUAAUCCAAACCAAUAUUUUUCUUUAUCUGAUCUUUGUAACCAGUCUUCUGCCAGUUUUUCAGAUAUGAAUUUGGGAUCCACACCAUUGUCACAAAUAACUCAGUAUCAGACUGGAAUACCAGAAUUAACAGGAUCUCUGUCAUCCUUAGCAUUUUCUAAGGCUUCUCCUACUAGAGACCUUGAAAAUUUGUCACUUUCUGAUUUAAUUGCAGAAUCUAUUAAUGAAGUAGAUAAAUCUCAAAUUAUAAAAGAUUCCUCUAUGUUGAAUGUACCUGAAAUAAAGUCAUCUUCAGUAGAUUCAAAUAUUGAUCUAAGUGUCCUUAUAAAAACCCCAGAGAGCUUUCCAAAGCCUAUAGAAAACCAGUCAAAUAUCUUAAUACCAGGAGUUAAAGUUCCAAGUUCUAAGCUAGUGAAAAAUUCCAAUUUCUCCAAAGAGAAUAAGAAAAACAAGAAAGGCUUUAUUACUAGAAAACCAGCUUUCUCUCUUUCUUGGACAAAGGCCCUUGCUGCUAGACCGUCAGCUUUUGCUUCAACACUGUGUCUUCGAUAUCCGCCGAAAACCUGCAAGAGACACACCUUUGACCUCUAUAAGACUUUUCUUUACAGUAGACAAGUUCAAGAAGUCAAGGACAAAGAAAUAGGUCCUCUCAAAGUAAUAACACCAUUUGACUUCAAAUCCGCAUCCCCUGAUGAUAUUGUGAAGGCUAAUCAAAAGAAAGCUUUUACUAGAGAAUAGUGUAAAAGAGGAGAAUUCAUCAACUGCUGCAGAACCUUUUCUUUUAAACUGUUUUAAAAUCUUUAUAGAAUCACUUUAUACUUUGGAAUUGUAAUUAAUUUUUAAAAAUUGUUGUAUCUGACUUGAUAACAACUUUAAUUCAUUUGUAUUAUUGCACUGAAACUAACCAUUUGCUACCCGUCCUCAGUAAUCAUUAAUGACAUGCAUAUUUAACCAUCUGAGCCCAUAAUGUUUACAGAUUGUGUGUACAGAGUUGUUAUUCUGACAUCAAAUCUCAGAUAAUUUUAUUUGAAACUUAAUCAGCUAGGAGUUUUUCCCAGUUUUGAGAAUAAUAAUUGUAUUUUACAAGGCUUAUUUUUGAAUUUGUAAGGUUUUUGCUAUUUUGCUUAAGGAUGUUCAUUACAUACAACAAUCAUUUUGAACCUUCACUGUAGUGGAUUUAAAAAAUAAUAUACAUAUGGCAUUGUAUGCCUAGAAUAUAGUUAUACAUUAGAAUGGAAUCUGUCAUCCCAAGUUAUAUUUUUUUUCUGGGUUACAGUUUAAAUGUAUACUUUAAAAUUUUUGAAAUUCCUAAUCUUAAAAAAAAUAUUCUGGGGUUUGUUUUAAGUAAAUGUUUUGCUGCUAAAUAUAAAAUACAAACCAGUUAGUGGGACCAGUUUAAAAAUUUGAAAUGUAUAUAUUAGUCAUGCAAGUUAAUUGUUUAUGUUUUAUUCUAAUUGAAUAUUUUCAGACAAAGGACAUAUUAAUGCUUAUUUUUUUAUGGGAGGGAAUAGAUUCCUUUUUUAAAAAAUCAAUUUUACUUUUUCCUUUAAAAAUGUUCAAAUUUGAGGCUUUUCUUUCUCUGUUAGUAUGUAUUUGCCCAAGCAGGGCAAAUUUUUAAUCUGCUCAGACCAAAUUAAAGCUAUUUUAGACAGAUAAUUAGGAAAACAUUUUUCAUCUCUUAGAGGAAAAUAAAUCAGACCACUUUGAACUUAAACUUAUUUUUGCUUUUUAGUCUUAAUAGGAUUUAGUAAUAGCAAGAAAUAGUGAUGACUCUGGGUGGUUUCUAGUUCCUUAAAACCUUCAAAGAUAUCAUAUCCUUCUCUAGGACCUUGUGUAGAGGUGAGUACUGGCUUUCUUGAGAACUAUGCCAGUAAAGUAUAAGUCUAGGAGGUUCUGUUAAAUGGAAAGAUUUCCAGUAGAAGCACAAAGAAUGUAUUUCUGAUAUCUGAGGAGAAGCUAAACUAAGUUUGGGGAACAUCGCCAAGAUAAUGAGUAUCUAGUUAUUGAAGUUCUCAAAGACUUGCCUACUAAGUUGUGUAAGGGGUUACAAACCACCUAGAACUUCUCUCCAUCAGUGAAAUCGCGCAGGAGCUUGCAUGAGUGAGUGAGAGAGAGAUAAAGAGAGAGAGAGAGUGUUUCAAGAGGGAGAAAAUUUUAUAGUCAUUUUAAUCCACUAGAAUGGUUUAACAUGGUACACUAUCAACAUAACUAUAUAUAGAGAUAUUUGAACUUUUGUGUCUGUAUUUUUGGCAUUACAUAAUAUGUGAGUGUGUAGUUAGGCCAAUGUUUAAUGCUUAUCUUUUCUGGCAGAUAAUAAAAAUGCCUAGACAAUUCAUUAUUUCCUAUAAUACUUACUUUUAAAAUUCAGGUAAAUAAGUAUUUUCCCCAGGCAGCUACCUGGAAAUAACAUUUGAAUAUCAAAAGGCCACCAUUGGAAGUAGAGGAACAAGCUGACUUUUCAUAUGAACCUUAGAAUUUUUAUAAAAUAAUUUCUUUUAGCUGUCAUUUAAUUUAUUUCUCAGGAGUAUGUUUCAGUAUUUUUAAGUAGUUUAUGUAAUAAUGAUUUUGAAAGUAGUAUUUUUGGUAGAAAAACUUAAAAGGAAUUCAUAUUUUCAUUGUUCUUAAAAUGAAAUGUAGGAUUUUCAUAGAAGAUUUUAUGAUAUGUAACGAAUAACAUUCUUUGCAAGAGUAAUUAGGCAUUUCAGUUGAGGCAUAUUCAAUUUGGCUUUUCAGAAUUUCUUAAUUCAUGAUAUUACAGAUAAUGCUGCUAAAUUUUAAACUGUAUAUUGGCUUUUGGAGGUCAGUUUUGAGAAACCCAAAUAAUUUUGCUUUUGAACAAGUGUUCUAGAAAAAUGGCAAAUUAUUUUAGUAUUUUUGAGCUCUCAAGCCAAUAUUUUGAUGGAUUUGGGGCAUAGCAGGAUAACAUAUAACUUUGUAUUUUAGAUUAAACAAUUUUCAGCUUUAAAAUGUGUUGGCAUACCAAAAAAUCCUAUGUAUGUAGAUCAUCACAUUUUUCCACUGAAACAAUGUUUAAAAUGGUGAAUAGAUUCUUAAUCUAGUCUACAAAAUCAGUUUUAUUUGUAAGGUAGCUUGAUUAGCUCAGGGUACUACCCAUUACCAGCAAUUUUGUUGCAGUCCUAUUAGUAUUUUUUUUUUUAGUAAUACAAUACAUGGUUAAAUAGGUUAUUGUGGACAGACCCAGAAACUUCUACUAUUUAUAAUUUUGUUUCUCUGGAAAAAUGUAUUCUGUAAUAUAAAUUAAAAGCAACAGCUUUGUUGUUUUGGUUCUAACAAUUCUUCUUGCCAAUAUUAAAUAGCCAGGAAUGUAGUAACAUUUAGAGCACACACAGUGGUUCAGGAAAAACCUUUGCGUUCUCUGAGCUCUUUAGAAAACAUAUCCAGGUUUGAACUAGUUAUUUAUAUGUACCAGCAAUUUGUAUGCAGGGGUAUUUGUUAUUCAAGUAAUGCUGAAUAUUGAUAGCACUGCGUGCAUAUCCUAAACUGUCUACCUAUCAUUUAUUCACUCAGUAAUAAAUUUGUAGUCUAGAGAUGCUGAAUAAUUUUACUUUAGUUCUUCUAGUUAAACUAAGUUUUGCUUAUAGUAAUUUUCAUAUCAAAAUUUGUCUUUGGAAUUGGAGGAUAAAUUUUCACAAAGUAAGCCACUUUAAAAAGUAAUUGCUAUCUUCACAUUUAGUUUCUUAAAAUUUUUCACAUAGAUGUUUUAUUUCUCUUUCACUUACGUAUAUAACCAAAGCCUUUACUUGGCUUUUUUGGGGGGGAGAUAAAGCUUCUUAAUACUAAUUACUGAGAAUUGCAGAAUAUCUUUGCCACAUAAAUUCUCUUCCUAUAUCUUCUAAAAUAUUGCUUUAGUUAUUCUAUCACCAUUUUCUUUCUUACUUUUUUUAAACAUAUCUGUUCCCUGAACUCUUCACACUUUUUGUCUGUUAACUUCACAUUCUUAUUCCUGAAACUUUCUUUUUCUAUAUCUAACUUACUUUUUUUGCUUUUGUCUGAUUUAGCUAGUAAAUCAUAACUUUAAGGCCACAGGCAGUUAAUGUGUAUUUUGAAAGUGUCUUAAGUUAUUUCAUAGCAUUGAAUGGUAAGUCAUAUUGUUUAUCAUCCUGAGGGAAACUCAUAAAAUAUUUUGUUUUAUAUUUCACAAUAGAGAAUUAUAUAAUGCUCUUGGGGGGAAAAUCAUGAAUUUAUAGUGAUAUCCAACUUUCAUUGAAACUGAAUCAGUAUAAAAGCUGUUAUAAGUGUUAGAAACGGGUAUUAUUAAAAACAAUCUAUAAAUAGAAUAAGAACUAUGAGUUACUCAUUUGUCCUUUUAUGUUUUUAAGUGUAUUGUAGAGUAUGAGGGCACUUGGGAUGUUUACACAAACUUUUUAUUUAGUUUAUAAUGUCAUUUUUCUAGCAAAUUAGCUCAGAAAUUCCUAAUAACUAACUUUGCUUUCUGGUAUUUUAUAUGUGUUGUACUGUUCGUGAUGUUUUUUGAUAUAAAUUUCUCUGCUACUUUUCAGAUAGCCUGUAAUUUUCUAUAUAUAUAUGUAUAUAUAUAUAUAUAUAUAUAUAUAAUUAUGUAUGGAUCAGUUCAACUAAUUGUAUAUUGGAAUUUAGAUUUUUAGUUUACGAAGUGUUAUGUAUAUAAACUGAACAUGUGGACAUUUUGCAAAAAGUUAUAUUGGAAAAUGUAAUGCAUAAGUUUUUCUUAUUUAAAGUGUAAAAAAAAAAACAUCACAGAUUUAUAUGCUGAUUUUGAAAAAUAUAAACCUGAAAAUUUCACAAUGGUAUUUGAAUAACUUCUGUUGUAGGUACUGCUUGAUGUUUCUGUAAAUGAAUUAAAAAACAAAACAAA
Monodelphis domestica (gray short-tailed opossum) is the source of this 6114-nucleotide messenger RNA. NCBI's taxonomy places the organism in Eukaryota, Metazoa, Chordata, Mammalia, Didelphimorphia, Didelphidae. The record is from RefSeq and is a predicted model, not a curated record.